UAACUUGGCUUCUGAGAGCUUCAAAAUGUAAUGAAUAAAAUGCUAAAGUUGUUGAUAAACAAGCAAUUAUUUUAAUAAUUAAAUAUGGUCAUUUUAAAUGAAUUAUUAUGAUAAUUUAAAAUUAAUUAUUUCAAAUAUGUUUAUUUUAAGGCUCCAGCGCCCCCCGCGACCCCGAAGGGAUUAAGCGGUAGAAAAUGGAUGGUUGGAUGGAUGUUUAUUUUAAUGUAAAAUUCUAUGGCUGGAUGUAAUAAGGAGUCAGAAAAAAUAAAAAUAAAAAUACAAUUAAUUUUGAUGUUUUUAGCAAAAUAUAGUAAAAAUGUAUUUAGUUGUUUUAAUUUUUUUUAUUAAUAAAUAUCUAUUUAUUUUUAGGUAAGAUAAACAUAAUAAUACAAUGUAUCUCUAGUCUGGAUGAUUUAGUUCUUGUCACCCUGUUGUCCUCCCGUCAUAAAAAAAAAGGCUGUCCUCACUCAGGUCCGCAUGGAGCUGGAGGGGGCGUGGCCUCCAGCUCCGGCUGAAAAUCGGGAGAUUUUCGGGAGAAUAUUUGUCCCGGAAGGUUUUCGGGAGAGGCGCUGAAUUUCGGGAGUCUCCCGGGAAAUUCGGGAGGGUUGGCAAUGUUUUUUAUGUCCGCUCGGUGACGUCCACACCCAACUUCUCACGAAGCAUAAAAAAAGAGGACGGCAAUAAAAGGACAAAGGCGAGGCUGUGAGGACGUCAUAAACGCUCGCUGGUCUUCAGGUGUGAUCACACGCUCGUCCUUGCACCGCUGGGAACGUCUCAGGUCUUCAGGAAGACGAAAAUGAAGUCCUGCUGUCUGCUCGUGUUGCUCAUCUGUGGCGCUCAAGCGCAAAUCCAAGGUGUCGCCAUCGAGGCCGCGCCAGGUGCGGACGUGCACGGAACCAUCCACACCCAGCUGGACAAGACCGUGUCUCUGCUGUGUCGCGCCCUCGAGGAGGGGGCGGAGCUGGUGUGGCGGAGGAACGGCGCCAUGGUCAGUCUGAAGGCGGAGAACCAGCGGGGCAACAGCAGCGUGUGCGUCACGCCCGUCCUCCACCAGGACAACGGCGCCACCUUCAGCUGCCACCUGGGGAAGAACGCCACCGUCCAGGACGCCGUCACUUUAAACGUCACAUUUCCUCCCGUGCUGUCAGAAUCUGAGGACGUGUCCGUGGAGGAAAAGUCGCCGCUCGUCCUGAGCUGCGAAACCUUCGCCAACCCGCCCGUCUCGCCGCCCCUGUGGACCCUCAACGACAGCACAGUGGACCUCCUGGCGGGCAGCUUCUCGGUGACCAACGACGGCUCGACCAGCCGGCUGAGCUGCGGCGCCGUGGAUAGAGGUCUGCAUGAAGGCCGGUACCAGUGCACGGUGGACUCUCCUCUUCACGGAACCAGGACCAGAGUCUUCCGGGUUACGGUCACAGACAAGACCACCAAGUUCCCGCUGAUGCCCAUUAUUGCCGGCGUGGUGGUGGUCUUCCUCACGGGGGUCUUCGCCAUCUUCUCUCGCUGGAGCAAAAUCACAAAGUGCUGCAAGUGAACAAACGUCAUGAAGAUUCCUGCUGGAGCGACAGACUGUGAUUAUUACUCCCGUUUAUUUCGUCUCUAAUUUUAUACUUAGGUUAUUUAUAAACGCUUCAUAACAGGAAGCAAAUGUGGACGCAAGUUAGCUUAGCGUAAAGAGGAAGUCAUUCGAGUCCUUACACGUGUUUCUUGUUUUUGUCUCUUCCUCUAU
Nerophis lumbriciformis (worm pipefish) is the source of this 1729-nucleotide messenger RNA. RefSeq names its product transmembrane and immunoglobulin domain containing 1 (gene tmigd1). Gene Ontology annotation, cellular component: plasma membrane; cell-cell junction. Gene Ontology annotation, molecular function: cell adhesion molecule binding. NCBI's taxonomy places the organism in Eukaryota, Metazoa, Chordata, Actinopteri, Syngnathiformes, Syngnathidae. Gene Ontology annotation, biological process: cell-cell adhesion. The record is from RefSeq and is a predicted model, not a curated record.